Messenger RNA from Jatropha curcas, 2842 nucleotides. RefSeq names its product zinc finger protein GAI-ASSOCIATED FACTOR 1. The record is from RefSeq and is a predicted model, not a curated record. NCBI's taxonomy places the organism in Eukaryota, Viridiplantae, Streptophyta, Magnoliopsida, Malpighiales, Euphorbiaceae. Gene Ontology annotation, cellular component: nucleus. Gene Ontology annotation, molecular function: DNA-binding transcription factor activity.
UCUUUUUUUAUAUUCUCUGAAAAGUAAGAGCGAAGACCAAAGACUUUGCCUUUCUCUCUCUCCAAAAAGCUUUCACACGAAGUCUCUCUGUCUCUCUUACUCUGUUUUUCUUUCUUUUAAGCAGUCUUUAUAGUUCUACUGCUUAUUUCUGAUUUGGUUUUUGGGUUUUUUCACUGUUCUUGAUUCUCUGGGCAUUUGUUUAUUCAGUAGUUGACCUUUGGAUCGACCGGCGAUCAGAUUUCCGGUUACUGAGUUUUGAAUAGUGAUUCUGAGCUGAGAACUGGAGUUUGCAGUCUUUGGGUUUAAUGAUUGGGUUAAUGUGAGUUUUUGGGUCAGGUACUCAUAAGAGCUGGUAGGUGGGUUAAAAAAAAUAAAAAAGGAUAUUGACCGGUAGCUGAGACAGAGAAAGAGACUAAGAGAGGGAGAGCUCUUAAACGAAACCCUAGAACAAAAAAGAGGAACUUUGUCUCCAAAAGCUUCAUUGAAAUUCUCCAAGAUAAAUUUUUUUUUUUGUCCAGUAGCUUCUUCUUUUGACAUAGAUUUCUUUUUUUUCUUUUUUUAACUUUUUCAUCUAUUUUGUCCACUAGCUUCUGAUCUAGUAAUUUCAUUUUCGAUUUCUUGCACUCAUGCCGGUCGAUUUAGAUAAUUCCUCUACAGCUUCCGGUGAAGCUAGCGUCUCUUCCUCUGGCAACCAGCCCCCGCCGCCCAAAUCCACCGCCACCGGCAAGAAAAAACGGAAUCUUCCUGGAAUGCCAGAUCCGGAUGCAGAGGUGAUUGCUUUGUCUCCUAAAACCCUUUUGGCCACGAACCGAUUUGUGUGUGAAAUUUGCAAUAAGGGGUUUCAAAGGGACCAGAAUUUGCAGCUUCAUCGCCGAGGCCACAAUCUACCGUGGAAGUUGAGACAGAGAUCGAGUAAGGAAGUAAAGAAGAGAGUUUAUGUUUGUCCUGAGCCGACUUGUGUUCAUCACGAUCCAUCUAGAGCUUUAGGCGAUCUUACAGGGAUAAAGAAGCAUUUUUGCAGGAAACACGGCGAGAAGAAGUGGAAAUGCGAUAAGUGUUCGAAGAAAUAUGCAGUUCAGUCUGAUUGGAAAGCUCACUCCAAAAUUUGUGGCACUAGGGAAUAUAAAUGCGAUUGUGGAACUCUUUUUUCAAGGAGGGAUAGCUUCAUCACACAUAGAGCCUUUUGUGAUGCUUUAGCGGAGGAGAGCGCCAGAGCCACUCAGACUCCUAAUCCAAAUCCGGCUGCCGUGAACCUGAAUCCAAAUCAAGAAUCCGAACCUAAGGUACAAGUUGACCCAUCUCCGCCGCCGCCGCCGCCUCCUCCACUAGCACCUGUAGCUGCAGCCCCUGCUCCUCCAGCUCAGUCAGCUGGUGUAAUAUCUUCCUCUAUUUCGCCUAAUCAUAGUCCAGAGUUGCCAGAUAAUCCCUCUCCAAUUAUAGAAGAAGCGCUGGCGCCCCAAUCCGCAUUGGCUACUGCAGGAUUAAAUGGUAGCUCUAGCAGCAGCACCAGCUCAAGCAGCAAUGGUAGCACCAGCAGCAGUGUCUUUGCUAGUUUAUUUGCUUCAUCAACUGCGUCUGGAAGCAUACAGCCUCCUCAAACUCCUGCAUUUACUGACCUAAUUCGAGCUAUGGCUCACCCUGAUCGUCCAGCCGACCUUGCUCCACCAUCAUCUACUGAACCCAUUUCUCUCUGUCUCUCCACCAGUCAUGGAUCAUCAAUAUUUGGUACUGCAGGGCAAGAGCGCAGGCAAUAUGCGCCUCCACCUCAACCAGCAAUGUCUGCCACUGCACUAUUACAAAAAGCAGCCCAAAUAGGAGCCGCUGCUACAAAUGCAUCAUUACUUCGUGGAUUUGGAAUUGUAUCUUCUUCAUCAUCUGCUCAGCAAGACAAUAUGCAAUGGGGCCAUAGGCAAAUUGAGCCUGAGAAUACCUCAGUCACUGCAGGGCUGGGACUUGGUUUACCUUGUGAUGGAGGUUCUGGGUUAAAGGAAUUGAUGAUGGGAACUCCCUCUGUUUUUGGUCCUAAGCAAACAACCCUUGAUUUCCUUGGAUUGGGUAUGGCUGCUGGUGGAAGCCCUAGUAGUGGUUUGUCAGCUCUAAUUACUUCUAUUGGUAGUGGCAUGGAUGUGGCUGCCGCAGCAGCUUCUUUUGGAGGCGGAGAAUAUUCUGGCAAAGACCUGGGAAGGAGCUCAUGACCUUGUCAAGGAAAGAACUACUAUUUCCCCAUUUUGACUUGGGGAAUUAAGAGGGACAUUGUAUAGAGUAAUUGGUUUAGGGCAAUUGUUUUAGAAGCAGCAGCAAGGAUAAAGAUAGAACUUUGCAUAAAAAAUUUUGCCCUAAUGGAGCUGGAGGUAAGCAUCAGGUCGUCAAGAGCAGUUGGCUCUCUUAAAAUUGCUGUUCUUCCUCCUUGAUGCUGCCUGUUGUGAUACACCAAAAAAAGAAAAAAUAAAGUUAAAAAAAAAAAAAAAAUCCCAAGCUCCCUUCAAUCCUUAUUUAUGAAUUGGGGGCUUAAGUUAUUCAGUAUACUUGAACUGAAGUCUGAGGCCAUUUAAGCUUUAAAAAAAUUUGCAGCUAGUUGAUUCCAUGUCUGAUCGAUGUGGUCAUCCAUUUCUGCUCUAAGGUUAUUGAGAUAAAAUCAUCGGAGGAGACUUCUCAUGGAAGGAUAAAGUUAUAAACUGUACAAAUUUGUUUCUGUGAGGUGACAAUCAGACAUGGACUAGGCAUCGUGCAAUUUGUUGCUGAUAGAUGUAUUUAAGUUUAUCCUGUAAUUGUUUAUAUUUAGAUUUUGCUUCUGCAAUUCUGUUUCUAUGAAUGAAAUCUAAAGUUAUUGUAAGAUUCGGAA